Messenger RNA from Gossypium raimondii (Peruvian cotton), 958 nucleotides. Its product is annotated as glucosidase 2 subunit beta. The coding region runs from base 175 to 789 and encodes 204 amino acids. Lineage: Eukaryota; Viridiplantae; Streptophyta; Magnoliopsida; Malvales; Malvaceae. The record is from RefSeq and is a predicted model, not a curated record. The transcript is spliced from 5 exons. Gene Ontology annotation, biological process: N-glycan processing. Gene Ontology annotation, cellular component: glucosidase II complex.
AAAAAAAAGAGUGCAUUAAAUUUAAAAUCGAAAGAAAAACCAGCCGGAACCCAAAGGCAUUGACUAUUGGAUCAAGUCAUGGCUGAAAGACUCGAAAGGAAUUGAGGCUACAAAGACAUCCCAGAAACCAUUUGAUGGAACAAUUUGUAUUCCAGAAAACGAAGAGGGGGGAAAAUGCAGAUAUGGCGGUGGCUAUGUUUAAAACACAGAUUCCCCGUUUGUUUUGCUGCCGUCUCCUUUUUCCUUUUGCUUGUUUCUUCUUCUAAAUCUCCUCUCGGUAUCCACCCAUUAGAUGCCAAGUAUUUUGCUGCGGAGGUUAUCAAGUGUAAGGAUGGGUCCAAAUCAUUUACCAGAGACCGUCUUAACGAUAACUUCUGUGACUGCCUUGACGGCACCGAUGAGCCUGGGACUUCAGCUUGCCCAGCAGGCAAAUUUUAUUGUAGGAAUGUAGGAAGUAUACCUCAGUUCAUUUUUUCUUCUCGAGUUAAUGAUCAUUUUUGUGAUUGUUGUGAUGGAAGUGAUGAGUAUGAUGGUAGCAUCCUGUGUCCCAACACAUGUAUCAUGGGUGGUAAUGUCGAGUACAAAACUGAAGAGUAUGUUUCUACAACUACUCAUCUGCACUCUACUAAAUUGAAGGAAAUGAAAAUUGGAAUUAAAUUAGAAGACUUGAUUCAGACGCUUGCAGGUUUGAAGAUGAUAACGGUAGCAGAGGUGGCUCUUGGUUGUUUUCUGGUGGUUAAAUGGGUAUUUCAUAAGCGUGUCAAGUCUAAGAAAAGACAUCAUAGAUGAAGGAAUCUACCGUUAGCUUGGUAAUAAUACUCUAGAAUAUCCUUGUCCUCUAAUUUUCACUUUUUACAUUUUAAUAUAUAGGGGAAGGAUCCAAUUAUUUCAGUGUAAAACUCAAGUGAUUUUAUAUCAUUUUAUAACUUUUUAUACGAUUAAUAUUUUAAUAAUCCAA